This is a messenger RNA of Aspergillus novofumigatus IBT 16806, 18550 nucleotides long. It is a transcript of the gene nrps1, whose product is annotated as nonribosomal peptide synthase Pes1. NCBI's taxonomy places the organism in Eukaryota, Fungi, Ascomycota, Eurotiomycetes, Eurotiales, Aspergillaceae. The record is from RefSeq and is a predicted model, not a curated record. Bases 1 to 18441 code for a protein of 6146 amino acids. The transcript is spliced from 13 exons. Gene Ontology annotation, molecular function: phosphopantetheine binding; catalytic activity.
AUGGCGCAGUCAACCGUCCCAUGCUAUUUACCCAACUUUGGUGCUACCUGUGAUGGCCCGAAACGUCCUAUCUCCUUGAAACUGCGAACAGAUGCUCUCCAAAGCUCUGGAUUGCUAUCUGCAUGGCGCGAGGGCCAAUUGAGCCAAUUGUUACAGGCCUCGUGGGCCCUACUUCUACAUCGCUACACAGGCUCUGAGGAUAUCUGCUUUGGCUAUCACCAGAUUGGUAACGAGUCUCAAGAUCUACUACAAUCUUUGGAAGAUGUGGAUCCUGCCCUUUGCAAAGUAUCAGUCAAAGAAGGCAUCUCCCUUAAGACGUUUUUCGACCAAAUCAAGACACAUUACUCUCCCGACAGCCCUCUCGAGAUAGACAGAAGCUCGCUCACAGCCUCCGAAAAUGCUCUGCUUUACAACACUAUUUUAAUGAUACGAAUCUGUCAUGAUUCCAAGGGAACUUCACCCGCCAUCCCACUACCAUCCAGCCUGCCAAUAGCGCUUCCUCAGGAGUGUCGGGUUCGACUUCAUGUCAAAGUCCUGCAGGACGAGGUAAAUAUUUUCUUCGAAUGGUGGAACAAUGACAUGCCCACCGCGCAAAUGAAAAGCAUUGCUGGUGCUUUUGAGCAUAUCCUAGCAGAUCUCCUUGCAGCAAACGAUACAGCAGUGGACGAUAUUGACAUCUUUCCAGAAAAUGAUUGGUCUCGGGUAUGCAACUUUAAUUCAGUGCUUCCAGAAAAGCACGAACGCUGCAUCCAUGAGGUGAUCUAUGAACGGACUCUUCUCCAGCCAGAGAAUGAGGCGGUCUGUUCCUGGGAUGGUAGCCUUACCUACAAAGAAUUGGAUUUGCUUUCCUCCAGGGUUGCAUAUGAUCUUCAGGAAAGAGGAGUUGGCCCAGAGGUCUGCGUAGCCCUCUGUUUCGAGAAGUCGAAAUGGAAUAUCGUGGCGAUGCUCGCUGUCCUGAAAGCUGGUGGUGCUUUCGUACCUAUGGACCCAGCUCAUCCUACAGCACGAUUGCAAUCCCUCGUGCAAGGCGUGCAGGCGCGGAUUAUGCUUUGCUCUCGAUGUCAAGCAGACAAGCUCCAGACGGUGGCCGAAACGCUGAUACCGUUGGACGAGGAAACCGUCAAUGGCCUUCCUGAUCUCCCCACAAGUACUUUCUCCUCAACGACAGUGAAGAGCUCAAACGCCGCAUAUGUCAUUUUUACCUCCGGCUCUACUGGACAACCAAAGGGCACACUGCUGGAGCAUAGAGCAUAUGUUUCAGGUGCGCUGGCUCAUGGACCAGUCUUUGGCCUCAAUCCAUCAACUCGGGCUUUGCAAUUCGCAUCGCAUACCUUUGACGCAAGUUUAGUCGAUAUCCUCAGCUCGUUAAUAUUCGGUUCUUGCAUCUGCAUCCCUAGCGAGGAAGCACGUCUGAAUGACAUUGCCGGCGUGAUAGACGAGAUGAAAGUGAAUCACGCAUCACUGACACCAUCAUUUAUUGGAUUCCUCGAUCCUGCAGCUGUUCCAGGGCUAGAAACCCUCGUUCUAGCUGGCGAAGCAAUGUCUCCGCAACAUUUGUCGACAUGGUCUCAUAUCAAGCUUGUGAACGGAUACGGCCCAACAGAGAGUUCUGUUGCGGCUGCCCUCAAUGCUAAUAUGUCUCCUUCAUCAGAUUGCAGGGAUAUUGGCUUGCCAGUCGGAGUGCGCUGCUGGGUCGUGAACCCUGCGAACCAUGACCAGCUUAUGCCCGUUGGUUGCCCCGGUGAGCUGGUUCUGGAAGGACCGACGCUUGCGCGAUGUUACAUCAAUAACCCACAGAAGACGAACGAAUCUUUUAUUUUCAACCCUUGCUGGACGAAGCGAGAUCCUAACGGUGGCUCAGACCGAAGGUUUUACAAGACCGGUGACUUGGUAAGAUACAAUUCCGAAUCUGGAUCAUUAACAUAUAUAGGACGGAAAGACGCACAGGUCAAGUUCCAUGGCCAGAGAGUUGAGCUUGGGGAGAUUGAGAACCAGCUGAGCGCGGACACGGACAUCAAGCACUGCAUAGUAUUGCUUCCCAAGUCCGGGUUCGCACAAGGAAAACUCCUGGCCGUCCUGUCACUAUCCGCUGGCCUUGGAGAGGCACUGGAGACCGAUGCGGUGCCCCUUAAGCUUAUCGAGCAUCGUGAGAAGCUUCAAUAUGUCAAGGACAUUCGGGAACGAUUAUCAAGUAGGCUGCCGACAUACAUGGUGCCCGGAGUAUGGCUAUGUGUCGAGACUUUGCCGAUGCUCGUGUCCGGUAAACUGGACCGAAAAUCUAUUGCGACCUGGGUUUCGAACAUGUCAGACGACCCAGAAGCACAUGUCACUGAGGCCGCCAACACUCGCGCCGCUAACUCGACGGAGGAUCAACUGGCGUCGAUUUGGAGUCGUGUGCUCAACAUACCCAAGGACCGCAUCAGCGUUGACGAAAGCUUUUUGAGUCUAGGAGGAGACUCCAUUGCGGCGAUAACCUGUGUUGGCCAUUGCAAGAAACAUGGCAUUGGCCUCACGGUGCAGGAGAUACUUCGCAGCAAAUCGAUCAGAGAACUAGCCACGCGCGUCAAGGGAGUGACUCAACCGGUAGCCUACCACGAAACUAUCGAGGAACCUUUUGGGCUUUCGCCGAUACAGAAACUGCAUUUCAUGGUUCGCAAAGAAGGACAGGGCUAUUUCAAUCAAAGCGUGCUCACUCGCAUCGACCGCAAGAUCAAUGACCAAGAUCUGCGCCGCGCAGUCGAGGCAGUGGUCAUGCGUCAUUCCAUGCUUCGAAGCCGGCUAGUCAAUCCCGGUACUGGCAGUUCUCUACAGCAGCGCAUUACUGAGGACGUCGCUGGCUCGUACCGCUGGCGAACGCAUUAUACGACCUCGCAGAAUGAGAUUGAGAAUGCUAUUGCGGAGAGUCAGUUGUGCAUCAAUGCCUUCGUGGGCCCUGUUUUUGCGGUUGACUUCUGCUAUGUUGACGACGAGUCGCACAAUCUCCUAUCCCUGGUGGCUCAUCAUCUCGUCGUUGACAUAGUCUCGUGGCGUAUCAUUCUGGAGGACUUGGAAGAUUUCCUGCUAAACCCCAAGGCUUCGUUCUACAGAACAGCUCGCUUCCGUUCCAGACAUGGUGCCGCCUGCAAGACGAGCAAUUUAGAGGAUCUUCCUGCUCCAGAUCUUGCCUACUGGGGAAUGGAGCGUCGUCAGAUGACGUAUGGCGAUGUGAUCUGUGAGACUUUCGAGCUUGAUUCCGAUAGCACUCACUCGAUUUUGCUUGAAUGUCAUCAGAGUCUACGAACAGAGCCGGUUGAUCUGUUCCUCGCUGCGCUUCUCCACACAUUUGGACAGACUUUCCCAGAGCGUACUUUGCCCGUGAUCUACAACGAAGGCCAUGGCAGAGAAGUGUGGGAUUCGAGUUUAGACAUAUCACGGACUGUGGGCUGGUUUACGACCCUUUACCCAAUAUUCGUACACGAAAUCUUCUCCGACGAUCCGGCCAGAACUGUUGCCCGUGUCAAAGAUCUGCGUCGGCAGGUGUCUGAUAAUGGCCGACAGAAGUUCGCAAGUCGCAUGUUCACAGGCAAAGGACAGGAGACAUGCCGACACCACUGCCCCCUGGAAAUGACUUUCAACUACGUGGGGCAGCAUCGCGAUCUGCAGAAGCAGGACGGUCUUUUCCAGCUUAUGGGACACAUGGCUGGUGAGACUGGCCGGGGUGGAGGCGCAGCAGAUUUUGGCGAAGAAACUCCACGAUUCGCACUUCUGGAAAUUUCAGCGCUGGUAGUGCAAGGUCAACUUCGUUUUACGUUUUCUUUCAACCGAUUCAUGCGGCAUCAAGAUAGCAUUCGCGCCUGGAUAUCACGUUGCCAUCAGCUGCUUGCUUCUCUCGGCCAGAAGCUGCAGUCUCUGGCUCCUCAGCUCACACUGAGUGAUUUCCCAAUGCUCUCUCUCACCUACGAGGAGCUCGACAAGAUGGUGUCAGCGAAGCUACUAAGCGCCGGUAUUAGCUCCCUUGAUCUCGUCGAGGACGUGUAUCCUUGCUCGCGCAUGCAACAAGGUAUUUUGCUCAGCCAGUCCCGAGACAGCUCGGUUUAUGCUGUGCAUGAUACCUUCGAAGUGAAAGGCGUCAGAAUCAAACCUAGUGUGGAUCGGUUGAUCGUCGCUUGGCAGAAGGUUGUUUCGCAUCAUGCGAUGUUACGAACAGUUUUCCUGGAGAACCUGACAAGCCAGGACCUGUUUUGUCAAGUCGUUCUCAAGGAAUACAAUGCAACUCCCACACUGCUGAGAUGCUCCGAAGAGCGUGAUGUGCUGCCAACCUUUGACAAUCAACAGCCCGUGAACUAUCGUGCCCACCGUCCAGCUCAUCGUUUCAGUAUCUGCGAGGCAGCAACUGGCAAACUAUUUUGCCGACUUGAGAUAAGCCAUGCCGCCAUGGAUGGGACGUCCAUUUCUCUAAUCAUUCGGGAUCUACAAUUGGCGUACAGCGGCCAGCUUCAGGACGACCGCAAACCCAUGUUCAAGGAUUACAUGCGGUACUUGCAGAGCUGCUCUCAUAGUGCUGGCCUUAAUUACUGGUGCUCUUAUCUAUCCGAUGUCAAGCCGUGCCAUUUCCCCGUGCUCAAUGAUGGAAGACCUUCCAACAAGCGGCUGCAAGCGAUUCGUCUAGACUUCUCAUCCUUGAAAGAGCUUCAGGCAUUAUGUGAAAACAGUGGCUUGACGCUUUCUACGGCGUUUAGUACGGCCUGGGGUCUCACACUCCACUCGUUUUGCGGUUCCAACGACGUGUGCUUCAGCUACAUGGCUUCGUUGCGAGAUGUCUCGGUCGAUGAAAUUGGCUCCGUUGUCGGACCGGUGAUUAAUCUUCUGGCUUGUCGAAUGAAGGUCACAGAGGACGUCUGUCUCAAAGACGUUCUGAACCAAGUGCAAAACGAUUACAUGGAGAGCCUACCUUACAGACACACGUCCCUCAUUGAUAUCCAGCAUGCCUUGAAACUCUCAGACACGAUCUUGUUCAACUCAGGCAUCUCCUACCGGAAACUUCCGCCGCAGACCGUCAGCAACAGGGAUGAGAUGCGGCUUGUAGAGGUGGGAAAGAUCCAUGAUCCCGCGGAAUUCCCGGUGUAUGUCAACAUCGAGGCCACGGAUGAUGUUGCGUUCAUUGACCUCAACUACUGGACGACCUCUCUGUCUGAAGGCCAGGCGCAGAAUGUUGCCAGCACCUUUUUACAGUCCCUCGAGAAUAUCAUUCACCAUCGCGACGAGAAAAUUUGCCGCUUGGAUCAAUUGAGCGCACAGAACAAACAACAAAUCGCUGUCUGGAACAACACUCUUCCUAAGGCUGUGGACAAGUGUAUCCAUGAGAUUCUCGAGGACAAGGUCAAGCAGUGCCCGGAAGCUAUCGCUAUUGCAGCUUGGGAUGGAAACCUCACUUAUGCCAAGCUCAAUGAGUUGUCCUCGCUUCUUGCGUUCUAUCUGACCAAGCUGGGCGUGGGACCUGGCCUCCUUGUGCCGAUUGACUUCGACAAAUCCUCAUGGCAAAUUGUUGCUAUCUUAGCGGUUCUGAGAGCCGGUGGCAUUUGCCUUCCAGUCGACGCAGCACAAUCAUAUGAUUUUAUCGAAAAACUGUUGAUUGAUAAAGACGUUCAAGUCGCUCUUGCUUCCCCAAACAAAGCGCAGCUUCUGGAACGCACAAUUCCUUAUGUCGUGCCCGUGGGAAGGUCACUUUUCGACUACCUUCCUCGUUCCGAUGAUGUGCCGCACGUCUCACACAAGGCAACGGACCAGGCUUACGUUGUGUUUACUGGCGGUAGUGUCAAGGAACCCAAAGGUGUUAUGCUUCAGCAUCUUACGGUUAUGACACGGGCCGAGAGCUUCGCUUCCGCUAUGGAGCUGAAUAAAGCGACCAAGGUGUACCAGUCCGCGACCUACACGUCUGACAUGUUCCUCAAUGUGCUUUUCGGUACAAUGAUGCGGGGUGGUUGUGUCUGUAUUCCAGCCAACGAUGAAUUCAAUAACCUCCCACGAUCAAUCAAUGCCUCCCGAGCAAACACAGUCAUUACGACUCCGUCACUCGCAUCUCUGUUGCAGCCAUCUGAGGUCCCCGAGGUGCAGCUUCUGGCACUAUACGGUGAGAUUCUGACAAACCAGGUCAGAACAAUUUGGUCAGAAAGAGUUCGCAUGCAUUCUUUGUAUGGAGCAGCCGAGUGCUCUUCAAGCUGCAUUCAUGCUUCAGACAGCCAAACCUCGGGUGAGACAAGGAACCUUGGACUUGCGGCCGGGUGCAUAACUUGGCUUGUUGAUCCUUCAGAUCACGACCUUCUGGUUCCGAUUGGCAGUGUCGGUGAAGUUGUCGUUGAGGGUCCCGUCAUCGCUUCUGGUUACUUGCUGGACAACGGGCAUGUCCAGGGAGGCUUCAUUGAGGAUCCUGUUUGGAGAACGAACUUUGAGCGUGACGAACCCAGCAAUGACCCCGAGAAACAUGACGAAAACUCAACACUGACCCGACGGAUGUUCAAGACCGGGGACUUGGCCCGCUACAAUUCGGAUGGCACAUUGGUCUACAUGGGAAGAAAGAAAAGACAGACCCAGAGACUGCAAGCGGACGUAUGGGAAAUCCAGCAGUGCAUCGAUGCGUUUUCGUUACCUGGCCAUCCUUGCGUUGUGGAGACGUUUCGCUGCUCAGAUGACGAUGAAUCCAUGGAGUACCUGGCCGUCUUUGUCCAAUUCGCGUCAACUCACUUGGAGAAGACUGAUGGCCAGAGAUCUGCAAUCGGACAGCCGUCCUCGCAAUUCUCCGAUUUUGUCACCAAAAUGCACACGCACCUACUGAGUGCCCUGCAUGCUACUCAAGUUCCGAGGUUGUACAUUCCGGUUCCUAGAAUGCCCUUUACAUCAACUGGUCUGCUUGACCAUAGGCUUCUGAGCAAAGAGGCUCAGGACCUUCCUGCACGGACACGCCUCGAAUUUGAUCUGAAAAGCUUCCAUGAGUUUUGGCGUGUUGAACUAGCCAAUCCGAAGACUUCCCCUUCCCAAUCAUUCCCUUCGUCGACGAGUGCUACCCAUAGAAGCUCUGCUACCAGCACGUACGAAUGGAACGGCCACAUUGAAUGGCGUGAUAUCAGCGAAUUGGAACGUGGAAAUCUCGAGACCGCGCUUCUUGCCGCAUGGGCCCUCACUAUAUCCGGCUACGUUCGAUCGGACGAUGUCAUCUUUGGAGAAUUGCUUCUCGAUCAGGAAUCGUCCGGGCUGGAUUCUAUUUCCGAGAAAGCGGCGCCCACUGUGAUUCCUAGAAGAUUCCAACUCGAGGAGAAUAUGAGCAUUGCGGAACUGAUGAAAAGGAUUCAAGAGCGCCUAGCAGCUGCUUCUCCCUUCCAGAGAGCUGGACUUCAACGCAUCAGAAACGUCAGCGCGGAUACUUCGCGUGCGUGCAGCUUCAAUAACCUUUUCUGCUUUGCGAGAUCCGACUGCGAGAUGCAGACUCCUGCUCUCGCUUAUCCCAUUGCGAUCUUCUGCAGUGUCGCAAAGUCGGAGCUUCAGCUUAGCGCUCGCUAUGACGAGCAGGUCUUGUCUGCGCCCCAGCUUGAGCGGAUUUUGACACAAUUCACACGCUACGUUGAAUACUUGAAGGCGGAUCUUCUUUCUCAAGAGACGAUCGGUGGCAUGGCCCUCCGCAAAAAUCAGACUUCCUACUUGUCCAGCCCUGAUACUGCCUACUGGAGGAAGUACCUUGUUGAUGUCGAGUCCUGUGCAUUCCCUUCUUUGAACCCAGACAACGAAAGAAGUGGAUUCAGCUCGGCAAAACUGGCGAUUGAAAAUCUGGCGGAUUUACGCAGCUUUUGCCAGAAGAUCGAAGUAACCGAGGACAUCGUGCUACAGCUCGUUUGGGGAUUGAUUCUGCGAUGCUAUACUGGUUCAGAAGAAGUUUGCUAUGGUUACUACCCUGCAACGCCACAACCUGAGGGGUCGAAGUACCUGAAAGUACUCCCGAGCAGGCUUCUUCUCAAGGACGACUUAGACCUGGGGUCAAUUGCACAGCAGAGAAAGAGCGAACUGGCUGAAGCGAUGGAGCACCCCAUCUCCCAGAUGGAACUGCAGCAUGAACUCGGCCUUGACUUGUAUUCGCUCUUGAACACUGUCUUCAAAUUCGACCGGUUUAUGGAGCUCCCCAGUGACAAUAACGGCGUAUCAGACCUGCUCAACGACACCGAGAAAGGCGUCUGCACUAUUGCUGUCAACCCUAGAUUUUCAUCUGUAUCGGCAGAAAUCAUCUUCGAGUACCGGACAGACGCCUUGUCAAAAGCCAAUAUCGCGAGUGUUGUUGAUUGCUUCCAGCACAUUCUGGAGGAGAUUAUCGACCAUGACCCUGUCAGCCAUAAGAUAGGGGACAUCAAUUUCUUCAGCGAACGUGCUUGUCAACAAGUACGGGAGUGGAAUGCUACGCUACCAGAGAGACCUGAUCAAUGCGCACAUGAGAUAAUUGAGCAGCAGGUUCUGAGCCACCCUACUUCGCCUGCAAUCUGCUCGUGGGACGGAGACUUUACUUACCAACAGCUCGACCUUCUAUCAACUAAAUUGGCAAGGCAUCUUGUUUGCCUGGGUGUCAAACCCGAUGUCUUUGUUGGAUUAUGUUUUGAGAAGUCCGCUUGGGCAGUCAUCGCACAAGUUGCGGUUCUGAAAGCCGGAGGAGCAUUCGCAUCUCUGGAUCCCACUCACCCAGAAGCGAGACUUAGGGGCUUGGUUGACGAUAUUGGCGCUCAUAUCGUCCUUUGCUCUGCCAAAUAUCUCGACAAGGCUCUCCAGAUAUCCCGUGCCGCCUAUAUCGUGAGCGAAGAAACACUCGGUGAACUGCCAAACGCAUCGUCUGCUGCGUCGAUGCCCCGGCCCAGCAUCCACAACGCAGCCUACGCUAUUUUUACCUCUGGAACAACAGGCAAGCCAAAAGUGACUGUUAUUGAGCACAUUGCUCUCAGCGUGUCUUCACCAGCUUUUGCUCGUAGCCUGGGAAUGGACAAGACUACCCGUGCUCUGCAGUUCUCCAGUUAUACUUUUGAUGUGAGCAUAAUGGAGAUUAUUAUUGUCCUCAUGACGGGAGGUUGUGUUUGCGUUCCCAGUGAAGAAGAGCGCAUGAACGACCUGUCCGGUGCCAUUAGGAGACUGAACGCCAACUUCAUCAGUUGUCCUCCGUCAAUUGCAAACACAAUCCAACCCAACAGUGUCCCAUCAGUGAAAACUGUUGUUUCGGGAGGUGAAAAGAUGACUGUGAGCCAUAUCGACCGUUGGUCCGACAGGUGUGUCAUCAACGCGUAUGGGCCGUCCGAGUCGACGGUUAUGGCAACGAUGAGCGUCAAAGUGGAUGAAGCAGGAGUACGCGUCAACAAUGAUUGCAACUCAAUUGGAGCUGCAACUUGCGGCCGCACUUGGGUGGUUGACCCUAACAACUAUCAGCGCCUUCUGCCUAUCGGGGCUGUGGGCGAGCUAGUACUUGAAGGCUGCAACGUUGCUCGUGGUUACCUCAACAAUGACCAGAAGACGAAAGAGUCAUUUAUCAGUGAGCCUGCCUGGACGAAGGCCCCAGGCUUCCAGGGAAUAUUCAACCGAAAGGAGCGCAUGUAUCGGACUGGAGAUCUUGUCCGCUAUAAUCCCGAUGGCACAUUUUGCUUCAUCUCGCGCAAGGACACCCAGAUCAAGUUCAACGGUCAGCGCAUUGAAUUGGAAGAAAUCGAACAACAAUGCAUCUCUUGUCUUCCUGGAGGCACUCAGGUGGCUGUCGAGGUUGUGGAGCCCGAAUCAAAGGCAGUUGCCAGAUCCAUCGCAGCUUUCUUUACCGUUGACGAUCAAUCUGGCCCAGACAGACCUGAUCUGGAACCUCAAUUGCUCGUUCCCAUGUCGGAAACAACACGCGAAAAGGUCAAGAAGCUUAGGGAGGCCUUGACCAAGGCUCUGCCACCAAGUCUGAUACCAAGGCUUUUCUUCCCAGUCUCCCGCCUGCCUGUCUCAAACUCCGGAAAGCUCGAUCGCAAGAAGCUCCGGGCAACAGUUGAGACUCUGCCCAAAGACCAGCUCAAGCCUUACGUUACACUGACGGCUGGCUCUAGACAAGCGUCUGAUGAGGGAGUUGAGGGGACACUCAGAAGCCUUUGGGAAGAAGCUCUGGGUCUUGCGUCAGGUUCGGUCAGUGCUGAAGACAGCUUUUUCAGCUUAGGUGGUGAUUCUUUCUCCGCCAUGAAGCUCGUUGGAGCCGCCAAUUCUCGGGGGAUCUCUCUCACAUUUGCCGACGUUUACGAGGACCCAGUCUUCAUGAAUAUGGCCAAGCGUUGCGGCAUGUUGCAAGAAAAGUCCAGCAAACAGACCGUGACACCGUUUAGCCUGCUGCCUGCCUCAGUCGAUCGUGAACAGCUCUUGGAGGAAGUCGCGGAGCAAUGUGAUGUGCCUCGAGCAUCUAUUGUCGAUCUCUACCCGUGCAGUCCUGUACAGGAGGGUCUCCUCACUUUAUCAGUCAAGCAGAACGGUGCUUAUAUCGCCCAGCCAAUUUUCCGUCUCUCAGAGGGAAUAGAUCUCGACAAGUUCAAAGCUGCUUGGCAACAGGUUGUGGACGAGCUGGAUAUCCUGCGGACUCGUAUUGUACAUACUGAGUCUUUGAACUUCUUGCAGGCUGUUGUUGACAAAGAGGAGAUCUCUUGGGCCUCUGCAACCACUCUGGAUGAAUUGAUAGCUGAGAGCCCCGAGCUGCCAAAACACAAUGGCGGGCGGUUGACUAGUUAUGCGAUUGCCGAAUCACAGACUGGCCCGUACUUCUGUUGGACAAUCCAUCAUGCGCUGUACGAUGGAUGGAGUAUCCCGCUCGUCUUGAGAAGAGUGGAGGAGGUUUACACGAAUUCUACAGCCAGCGCCCGAACGGUUCCCUACAGCUUGUUCAUAAACUAUCUGCUGGAGCGGAACACGUCAGAAUCUGACGAGUACUGGAAGUCUCAACUGGCCAACCUAUCCUGUUCUCCAUUCCCACAAAGCAAGAAUUCCAUGCCGGACUCUGUCCGAGUAGGAAAUCGGCAUCACAGCAGCAUGAAGAUCUCUCGAGCCGCCAGCGGAGUUGAUCUCACAAUCCCCGAGCUUAUUCGUGCUGCGUGGGCGAUCGUCGUCUCUGCUCAUACUGGAUCCAGUGAUGUAUGCUUCGGCGAGACGCUCAUGGGAAGAAAUAUCGACCUUGCUGGUGUCACAGUUAUUGCUGGACCCGUUCUUACCACUGUCCCUACGCGCAUUCAAGUCGAAAAUGAGCUUUCAAUCACCCAGUAUCUGGAGAAUGUGCACCAUCUGACAACCACCAUGCUUCCUCAUCAGCAUUCAGGACUGCAGCGAAUUCGAAAACUCAAUAGCGACACAGCAUCGGCUUGCGAAUUUCAGAAUCUACUUGUCAUUCAGACUGGGGAGGGCCAGCUGAACAAGGGCUUGUGGGUGGCUGAACCCAACCAAACGAGUGGAGACUUCUUCACUCAUCCACUUGUCGUCGAAUGCAAGGUCGAUACUUCUGAGGUGUUGAUCACGAUGCACCAUGACGAAAUGGUGCUGAACAGCUGGCAGACUGAGAAGCUCAUCGGUCAGUUCAGCUUUGUGCUCGAGCAGCUGCUCUCCAUCAACAAGGGGGAGACAAGGAAGUUGAGCGAGCUCGAGAUUUUCAGUCCACUUGAUAGGAAGGAAGUCGCACUAUGGAACAAGAGGCACCCCGACGGCGUCGAAAAAUGUGCUCACGAUAUCAUUUCCGAGAGAUGCUCUACCCACCCCGAUGCUCCGGCUGUCUGUGCUUGGGAUGGCGAGGUCACAUAUAAAGAGAUGUAUGCACUCUCUUCGUCUUUCGCGUCCUAUCUGGCUUCUCGUGGCGUUGGACCAGAGACUCUGGUGCCAAUUUGCCUGGAUAAAUCUCUCUGGGCAAUUAUCACUAUUCUCGGGAUCUUGAUUGCUGGUGGUGCCUACGUACCACUUGAUCCUGCACACCCAACAUCGAGACAUGAAGAAAUUCUCGCGGAAGUGGACGCCCGUAUUCUCAUUUGCUCCCCUCAAUAUCAGAGCCGUUACUCGGCUAUUGUCAAAACGAUAAUUCCCGUCAGCGAAGGGACCAAGCCGUGUCACGCCAUCCAAUAUGGCCUACGCGAUCUUCACCUCAGGAAGCACUGGUCGUGCCAAGGGUAUUAUCAUCGACCACCGCGCACUUGCAAGCAGUGCUAUGGCAUUCGGCCGAUUGUGCACUUGAAUGAGACUUCUCGUGCAUUCCAAUUCGCGUCCCUUACCUUCGAUGCGGCCGUUAUGGAAAUCCUAGCUACUCUGAUGCACGGAGGAUGCAUUUGUAUCCCAAGUGACGAUGAGCGCCUGAAUGAUGUCGCCGGCGCCAUUCGACGUAUGAAGGUCACUUGGACUUUCCUGACUCCGUCGAUAGCCAGCAUUAUCGAGCCAUCAACCGUUCCCUCACUGGAAGUGCUUGCCUGUGGAGGAGAGAAAUUGUCACGCGAAGUCGUGACAAAAUGGGCGCAUCGCGUCAAACUAAUCAAUGGAUAUGGACCCACAGAGACAACCAUCUUCGCUGUCUUGAAUAACGUAUCCCCGACCACCGAUCCUGCCUGCAUUGGUUACGGAAUACCUUGCACUUUGACCUGGGUUGUCGAUCCCGAAAACCACGAUCGGCUUACCCCAUUGGGAGCCAUCGGGGAACUUGCCUUGGAAGGCCCAGCUCUGGCAAGAGAAUAUCUGAAAAACCCCAAGAAGACCGCCGAGGCAUUCGUGGAUGAGCCCGCCUGGAUGAAGCAUUUCCGGUCGGCCCUGCCAUCUCCGCGAAGAAUAUACAAGACUGGAGAUCUUGUCCGGUAUAACCCUGACGGAUCGGUGGAAUACAUCAGCCGCAAAGACCACCAAGUCAAGCUCCAUGGCCAGCGUAUGGAGCUCGGCGAAAUUGAGCAUCGGCUACAUGAGGACGACCGCGUCCGUCAUGCCGUUGUUAUCCUUCCCAAGGAGGGUCUUCUUAAGGGGCGUUUGGUCACCAUUCUCUCUUUGAACUCUCUGAAGUCAGAUUCGAGCAUCAUCUCCGAUAAUGCAUGCGAGCUUAUCAGCCGAGCGGAUCUGGCGAGAGUCGCGUAUUUUGAGCUCAUCACGAUUCAGAAGAAUCUCGAGGCCCAGCUGCCCAUUUACAUGGUUCCUCAGACCUGGGCUGUCAUCAAGAAAUUGCCAAUGCUCGUUUCUGGAAAGCUGGACAGAAAGAAGAUUACUCACUGGAUUGAGCAUAUUGACGAGCCGACGUAUGAUAGGAUCAUGCAAGACUAUGACAACAUUAAGAGGGGUCAUGUUGAGGAGGAUAGCGUCAAGGAAGAUAAGAACACUUCGGUCAAGAUCUUACAAGACAUCUACGCCCAAGUACUCAACCUCCCUUCGAACAAGGUCGACCCCAACCGGUCGUUCGUGAGCCUAGGCGGCGACAGCAUCACUGGAAUGGCCGUCAUUUCCCGAGCUCGCAAACAACGGCUUAACCUGACACUUCACAAGAUCCUUCAAAGCAAGUCGAUCGUUGAGCUGACUCAAGCAGCGGAAGUCAAGAGCUCGAGCAUUCAAGUUGAGGAGAAAGCGAACGAAUACUUUUCUCUAUCCCCCAUUCAAAACUUGUACUUCAAAUCAGCACGCACGUUCAAGGAAUCGGGUCGCUUCAAUCAGAGUAUGACUGUGCGCAUUACUCGAAAGGUUGAGCCAAACGUUGUCAAGGAUGCACUCAAGGCAAUUAUCAACCAGCACUCAAUGCUUAGGGCAAGAUUCAGCAGAUCUGCAGCAGGAAAAUGGCAGCAGCGACUUACCAAUGACGUUGAUUCAUCUGUUCGCGUCGGUAUCCACUCAGUCAUGAGCUCCCAUGACAUGUUGAGCAAGAUUGCCAAUACCCAGUCAUCUCUGGAUAUCGAGAAUGGACCGAUCCUUGCCGCCGAUUUGUUCAACACUAAUGGCGAACAAGUCCUUUUCCUUGUGGCCAAUCACCUGUGCGUCGAUAUGGUUUCAUGGCGUAUUAUCCUUCAGGACAUGCAAGAAUUUAUCGAGACCGGCUCACUGUCUUCUGAGAAACCAAUUUCCUUCCAGAGCUGGUGCGAACUGCAACUCGAAAACAGCAAAUCAGAAGCAGAUGAGGCCAAGCUUCCAUUUGCCAUUGAAGCUCCGAAUCUCAGCUACUGGGGCAUGGAGAGCGUGCCCAACCACUACGGACAAAUCAGGAUGGAAUCAUUCGUCGUGGACGAAGACAUUACUUCCUUUAUUCUGGGUGGCUGCCACGAGAUGCUGCGCACAGAAACGAUCGAUAUCCUCCUCGCGGCAGUUACGCAGUCAUUCUGCCGGGUCUUCACAGAUCGCAGAAUGCCAACCAUAUAUAAUGAGGGUCACGGUCGUGAAUCGUGGGAUUCGAACCUUGAUCUUUCACGGACUGUUGGUUGGUUCACCACAUUGUGUCCACUGCAGGUCGACGAAUGCUCAGAUUUCGUCGACACAGCAAAACGGGUCAAGGACUUGAGGCGGAAGAUAAAGGACAAUGGCCGAUCUUACUUCGCUCGCAGCCUUCUCCAGCCCGACAAUACCAAUUCAUCGGAGUUCCCUGUUCCGUUGGAAAUCGUCUUCAACUAUCUUGGGCGACUGCAGCAACUGGAGCGCGACGACUCGCUUUUCAAGCACUAUGGAGAGGCGUUCGACGAGGAGAAGUUCAGAUUAGCCGGAGAUAUGGGACCAGAUACCCCCGAGUGCAGGAGAGUACUUGAGAGAGAUGUGCUUCGCUUCAAGGACUCCGUGCCGGAACCUACCCUCAGCGAUUUUCCCUUGCUCCCUAUAACCUACGAUGGGCUCAAGAACCUCACGAGCACAACGCUGCCAAGAGCAGGGAUCAAGACCUGGAGUCAAGUAGAGGAUAUCUAUCCUUGCUCAUCAGUGCAAGAGGGUAUUCUCCUGAGCCAGCUUCGGGAUCCCAGUGCGUACAUGUUCCAUGUGAUCUUCGAAGUGCGCUCUCCUGGAGGAAGUGGCAAGGUAGAUCCAAGCAUGCUUCGAAGCGCAUGGUCAGCAGUUAUCAAUCGGCAUCCGAUCCUGAGAACCCGGUUCAUCGAUAGUAAUUACGCAAACGGUACCUUCGACCAGCUGGUGCUCAGGCAAACCGAGGAAGGAGCGAUCAUUCUCCAUUGCAAUGAUUCCGAUGCUCUUGUCAAGCUCGAUGCCGUCAAACUCAGUGACAUCAACGCCCGGCGCAACUCACAGCUGCUGCAUCAAUUGACAGUCUGCAGCACCGAUUCUGGACGAGUGCUUAUCAAACUGGAAAUGAACCAUGCCAUAAUAGAUGGUGGAUCAGUUGACCUACUUUUGAGAGAUCUAGCAAUGGCAUACAAGCAUCAGCUGCCAGAAGGAUCCGGUCCGCACUUUAGUGACUACAUCAAGUUCAUCCGCGGGAAAUCUCAAGACCAAGCUUUAUCCCACUGGAGACAAUACUUGUCUGAUGCUCGUCCCUGCCACCUGACGUUCUCCGAGGAAACAGGUGGUAGCCGUCAAUUAGGAUCAGUGAUGGUGCCGUUCAGCAGGUAUUCCGAGCUGCAACAAUUCUGCGAGAAGAACUCCGUGACACUCGCAAAUCUUACUCUCGCUGCAUGGGCAAUCGUCUUACAAAGCUUUACGGGCUCGGACGAUGUUUGCUUUGGUUACCCUUCUGCCGGUCGUGACGCCCCAGUUCCGGGGAUCCAAGACGCAGUCGGAAUAUUCCUCAACAUGCUCUGCUGCCGAGUCAGGUUCUCACCACUGAAGACUCUGUUGGAAGUUUCAAAGACAGUGCAGGAUGACUACAUCAAGAACCUUCCAUACCAGGAUUGUUCUCUUGCAAGUAUUCAGCAUGAACUUGGGCAAAAAGAGCUGUUUAACACGACAAUCUCGAUUCAAAACCACCACGCUGUCUCGGAAGAAUCUGGGAACGACUUGUUGUCCUUCAAUGUACAGAAGGCGCACGACCCAACAGAGUAUCCUGUCACCGUGAAUGUCGAGACUGCCAAGGGCCACGAAGGUAUCCUGCUCCGAUACUGGACCGAUGCUGUGCCCGGAGAUAAAGCAAACAAUCUUGCAGAUGCCAUUGCCAACAUUUUCAGCUGCUUUAUUGAUAAGCCGUCUCAGCUAGUCUCCGAGUUGGACCUCCGCGGCGGACAAUUGAUGAAGGGCGGUCAAUUCAUUGACAGCAAGUCCCUUGAGGAACUGAUCGAUCGCCGUGUCACUGAAAUAAUUAGUCAAAUGCUCAAGGAAGGAACACUGGCCAUACCGGCGGCUGAGAUUAAGGCGAAAAGCAAGGCUCGUGAAAGAGAUCUCUCCGACUCGACAGCAACCCUCACCGAGGAUCACUCAAAAUUGAUGGAACUAGAAAAGAGAUUAUGGAAACUUUGGUGCUCAGCAUUGGGCCUGCCAUCCGACACUAUCCAACACCAGGCGAGCUUCUUCAAAUUGGGCGGUGAUAGUAUAACUGCCAUGAAGAUGGUCAGCGCUGCGCGCGAAGAUGGGCUGACACUGACCGUGGCUGAUGUGUUCAACAAUCCUGUCUUUGAGGACAUGCUGGCGGUCAUCAGUGCUUCCAACAGUUCGUCUGCUUCGGAACCUGACUCUCAGACCGACAGUGACAACGAGAAACCAGCUGAACCUCCUAAGGUGGUUGAGCAAGAGCGAAACCCACCACCACCAGAGAUUUCACUCUUGAAGACCGUUCCUUUGAAUGACAGCGCUCUUCAGGAUGGAAUUUGCCCGAAGAUCGGUGUGUUUAAAGGAGGUAUUGCCGAUGUUUUGCCUGUUACGGACUUCCAAGCCAUGUCAAUUACGGCUACAUUGUUCAAGUCCCGCUGGAUGUUGAACUACUUCUUCUUCGACGGACGAGGAUCGCUGGAUCUGAGAAGGUUGAGGGAGAGUCUCUUGCGCGUUGUUGACGCUUUCGAUAUACUCCGAACAGUCUUUGUCUGUUUCAACGGCCAAUUUUUCCAAGUGGUGCUCAGAAAGAUACGGCCAAACAUCUUUGUUCAUGAGACCGAGAAGAGCUUGGAUGAGUACACUGAGUACCUCCAACAGCAAGAUCGCGAGCAAGAGGCGCGGCAAGGCGAACAGUACGUGCAGUUCUACAUCGUGAAGAAGAAGGGCAGCAACCACCACCGAAUCUUGAUUAGGAUGUCGCAUGCUCAAUUCGACGGACUAUGCCUGCCCACCAUCAUGUCGGCCAUCAAAUUGGGAUACGAGGGCAACCACUAUCAGCAUUGGACAAACCUGUUGAAGGGAUCGAAAAUGACGCAGGUCAUUCGAAGGAACGAGGAGAAUACCUAUCGCUAUAUUGGUGCUUUCACGGAGCAAAGAAAGACACUGGAGAUCCAGCCCUCGGUCCUGGAAAAUGUCACCAUUGCUACUGUCAUGCAAGCAGCAUGGGCGGUUACGCUGGCCAAGCUGUCCGCCCAGUCCGACGUCGUCUUCGGACUCACGAUCAGCGGAAGAAAUACUUCAAUCCCAGGCAUUGAAAAUACCGUUGGCCCGUGUCUCAAUGUGAUUCCAAUUCGAGUCACAUUCAAAGAGGGCUGGACUGGAGUUGAUCUGUUCCGCUAUCUACAAGAUCAGCAGAUAGCCAACAUGCCUUUCGAGGCCUUGGGUUUCAGAGAGAUCAUCAGGCGCUGCACUAACUGGCCCAGUUCGACAUAUUUCGCCACCUCCGUCUUCCACCAGAACGUCGAAUAUGAGGGCCAGAUGCAGCUAGACAACACUACAUACAGAAUGGGAGGCGCGGGUGUCGUCGACAACUUCACCGACAUGACAUUGUUCUCCAAGUCAUCCAGCGACGGCAAACUGGGCGUCUCUCUGGGCUAUUCAGAAAAGGGCCCCAUCGGCCCCAAAUUUGCUGCCAAGGUCCUGAACAUGGUCUGCGACACCGUGCAAAGCCUGUUGGCUAACUCCCGUGUCGGGCUUCCCUCCCCAUCCAUGCUCCGCUCGUUACCUUGCCAAUCCGUCCACGACGUCCCCGGAAUGUCCGACGAGAUGUUCCUGUCCACACAUCUGAAGAACCGGAGCAUCUCGGAUAUCCUCGUCCACUCGGACGUCCUGACGCAGGCCUGGCAGCAAGUUCUCCCCCACAAUAAUGCCGAUGAGCCUCAAUCCUCCUUCCAGCUCGACUCGUCCUUCUUUGAACUGGGAGGCGACGUUUUCGACAUGGCGCAGGUCGUCUGGCUCCUCGAGCAGGAAGGACUGCAGGUUCACAUCGAGGACCUCCUUGAACACCCGACCUUCCUCGGGCAGAUGGCUGUCUUGACACUGCACAACUCACGGAAGAGCGAUUCCAUGGAAGAAAUUGUGCCCGUCGAGGAGAUUCCUUUGCCGGCAGCGAGAACUGGCACUUCAAGUUCGCUAGGCAAAGCCUUGACUCUGGCGAAGAAGGUCACAAGAUGGAGCGCACUGUCGGCUCGAGGGUGAUCGGCCAGGACAUUCCCAUAUAAUUACUAUUCACUCAUUUGUAUUGCCAUUAGUUUUUGGCGUGCACAUCGUUUGGUCUCACACAUUUCCUUUGUCUUGGAUACUUUAC